AUGCAUCGGACACAAUAUUCGAAUAUGACUUAUCCAAUGCUUUCACGAGAUGGCUGGCUUCAAAAUCGAACGGUUCAUAUUCAAGGUGAGCCGUUCAGAUUGCUGAAUCAAUUAGGUCAAGGAAAAUUCGCAUCAGUGUGGAAAUCGCGAAUGCAAGACGGUUAUUAUGCAGCUGUCAAAGUAUUCGAUUUUAAUCAAGCGAGAAACAACAUCAACUCCAAUCAACGACUGAGUUCGUUCGAAAAUGAAAUUGAAAUGAUUCGUCGAUUACAGAAUGAAGUCGAUUAUGUUGUUACUUUGUAUUCAUUCGAUUUGGAUCGACAGAAACAAAUUGGUUUUAUUGCUAUGGAGCUAGGAAGUACAUCGUUUAAAGAUCAACUCGUAU
Molecule: messenger RNA, 385 nt
Organism: Adineta ricciae
Lineage: Eukaryota; Metazoa; Rotifera; Eurotatoria; Adinetida; Adinetidae
Source: the annotation of a GenBank genome assembly